AUGGUGCUGAAGAUUCGGAACGAGGAGCGGAUACCAGCAGACUGCCUUCUGCUCACUUCCUCGCAUCCUGAUGGCCACUGCUCUGUGGAGACUGCCAAUCUCGACGGCGAGACGAAUCUCAAGAAGAAGACUGCGGCGCUCACGGAAGCCGAGUUCGAGGAUGCUGCGCAGAACGUUCGCUUCGUUGGCGGCCUGCCUCAAAAGAAAUUCGACCUAGCCCCUCCUGGUAGGAGCCUCGGCUUGUGGGAUGCAUCAGACUUGAAGCUCAUGUGA
Messenger RNA from Symbiodinium natans, 273 nucleotides. Lineage: Eukaryota; Dinophyceae; Suessiales; Symbiodiniaceae. The record is from the annotation of a GenBank genome assembly.